UUCUAUUCUCAGAGAAAUGUGCACACAGACGUGUGUGUAUAUGUUUCUGUAUGUAUACAUUAGUUAAUUUCCCUCCCUCCUCCCCUCUCAUGCCUGUCUGAAUCUCCUCUCCCCUUGUUUCUCCGCCAUUCUCUCCUCCUCUUUCUCUCUCUACAAAUCGCCUCCAACACUUUCUCUCUCCACAAAAUCUAUACAUCUCUCUCUCUCUCUCAAAUGGAGGACGCUGCUCCCGAACAUUGUUCCCACACUUCUCAAUCCGAUGAUGUUCGAGUCUAUUGCGUUCCCUACAGGUGGUGGAAGGAAGCUGAAGAAUCUACGCCGGGAACUGUAUCAGAUUGGGAGGGAGGGAUAUUAUAUACUGCAUCACCGACCUCGUCAGGGCCGAUGAAAAUCAUCAACAGCAUAUUCAGUUCAGAUAUCGUUUUUAAUCUCAGGAGAGAGGAUAAUACUUCGCAGGAUACUCAGAAUGGUGAGGUCGGAAUUUCAGGCCGCGACUAUGCACUAAUACCCGCAGAGAUGUGGUUGCAGGCGCUCAAAUGGCACAGCAACUCUAAAGCUGCAUCAAAGAAUGGCAGAACCUUUUUGGCUUGUGAAGAUGAUAUGAGUGAUAUCUAUCCUUUACAACUUAGGCUUUCUACUCCAAGUGAAGACAAUAUAUUGGGCGUAAGAAUAAGCAAGAAGGAUAAUGCAGCAGAGUGUUUUAGAAGGGCCUGCAAGAUUUUCAGUAUUCAGUCGGAGAUUUUACGUAUUUGGGAUUUUUCUGGGCAAACAACUCAAUACUUUUUGAACAAAGAAGAAAAAGGAACUCUAUACUCCCAACUGCAGGUGGAGGAGGAUAUUCUUUUAAAGCUGCAAGUUUAUGGUUUAUCAGAUAUUAACGGAAUAAAAAAGGAUGAGAUGACAGCACAACAUCCUAAUGCAACUUCACCUAUGAUGAGCAGUGUUUCUGGAAAGUUCACCUCAAAUUAUAUCCAAAGUAGAUUGCCAACUUUUAGUGGAAACGCUUGUGAGGCUGGUUCUUUGGGCUUGACCGGAUUACAGAAUUUAGGGAACACUUGCUUUAUGAAUAGUGCACUUCAGUGCUUGGGACACACACCAAAGCUUGUUGACUACUUUCUUGGAGAUUACAGGCGGGAAAUAAAUUAUGUGAAUCCACUGGGCAUGAAUGGUGAAAUUGCUUCCGCUUUUGGAGAGUUGCUGAAGCAGUUAUGGGCUCCCGGAGCAACCCCAGUGGCACCAAGAGCAUUUAAGUCGAAGCUUGCUCAUUUUGCUCCCCAGUUUAGUGGUUUUAAUCAGCAUGAUUCUCAAGAACUCCUUGCUUUUUUAUUAGAUGGACUUCAUGAAGAUGUAAAUCGCGUGAAAAAAAAACCAUAUGCUGAACUCAAAGAUUCAGAUGGUCGACCAGAUGAAGAAGUAGCAGACGAAUACUGGAAGAAUCAUUUGGCUCGGAAUGACUCUAUUAUUGUCGAUUUAUGCCAAGGGCAGUAUAGAUCGACACUAGUGUGUCCUCAUUGUCGGAAGUCUUCGAUCACGUUUGAUCCAUUUAUGUAUGUUUCGUUGCCGUUACCUUCAACAUCAAUACGAACAAUGACAGUGACAGUUAUGACUACAGAUGGAAAUUCUCAGCAGUCUUCCGUAACUAUCACUGUUCCUAAGAGUGGGAGAUUGGAAGAUCUUAAUCAGGCCCUAGGAAGUUCAUGUUCAAUAGGAGUUAAUGAAACCCUUUUGGUGGUGGAGGUUUACAACAAUAAGAUUAUUCGUUAUUUAGAGGAUCCUUCUGAUUCUUUAUCUUUAAUUAGAGAUGAGGAUCGAUUAGUUGCUUAUCGAUUACCAAAAGAUUUUGGGAAAUUGCCUCUCGUGGUGUUUAUGCAUCAGCAGAUGGAAGAGAAGAAUUUUCUUGGCAAGAAGACAACAAGUUGGAAAGCAUUUGGAAUUCCCCUUUUAGCAAGUUGUAACAUUGCAAAUGGAUCUGAUAUCCGUGCUUUGUAUUUGAAGUUGGUUGAUCCAUAUUUGGAUCCUGCAGAUAAUAUGAUAGACAACUAUGAUAAUGUUGUGAGCGCUUCAAAUGAAGGAACUGCUAAAUUAGAAGAUUCUAUCUUUUUAGAAUCUGGUGAGGGUGCAGAUACCGCUGACAAGAAUUCCUUGGACAUGCAUACAGACACAGAUUUCAACUUUUACAGGGCAGAUGACAAAGGAACAGGCAGGGGUUCCGAGAUUGAAAUGAAUGAGCAGAUAACAUGUACAAAUUUCCCGUGUAGACUAAAUGUUAUUGUGUGCUGGACUGAGAAAAUGGUUGAACGUCGCAAUAGUGUCCUUCUUAGUUCAUUACCAGAAACCUACAAAUCUGGUUUCUUUUCAAGGAAACCACAGGAGUCUGUCUCUUUGUAUACAUGUCUCGAGGCAUUCCUCAAGGAAGAGCCCCUUGGGCCUGAAGACAUGUGGUACUGUCCUGUGUGCAAGAAGCAUUGUCAAGCCAGCAAAAAAUUAGAUCUGUGGAGAUUGCCUGAAAUCCUCAUCAUUCAUUUAAAGAGGUUCUCAUACAACAGGUUCUUAAAGAACAAAUUGGAGACUUAUGUUGACUUUCCAGUCCACGAUCUUGAUCUGUCGCCAUACAUUUCCUUCAAGAAUGGUGAUUCUUCUAACUGUUAUAUGCUUUAUGCAAUAAGUAACCAUUAUGGUAGCAUGGGAGGUGGUCACUAUACAGCAUUCAUUCAUCAUGGUGGCGACCGGUGGUUCGACUUCGAUGACAGCCACGUUUCUCCUAUUAGUGUGGACAAGAUUAAAUCUUCGGCGGCUUAUCUUCUUUUCUACAGAAGAGUUCAAGAUGUCUAACAUCAUAUUUUUGGUCGGUAAUUGUGGGGAAUAGAUUAUCUAUACAUAAUACAUUUUAGAUGGUCUUUCAGAUUUAUUUACAGGUAGCACCCGUCAGUCAGUGACAUGAGAGUUAUUAGGACAAUUUGGGGGAUAUGAAACAGAAAGCACCAGUACAAGUGCAAAAUUGGUGCACAUAGGAUUGUAACAUAGUAGUCAGAGGGAUUGAUAAGCAUAUCAUAGAUUAAUGUUGUUCUUUUACCUUAAGUUAUAUACUAUGUUGUUAGAGAUACAGAUUUUAAAAUUUGCUGUCGAUGUCCUUUUUUAGCUUGCAGUUAGCACAGUGGAGUUUUCACCUAGUCGUUUCGGUGGUAAUAGCGGUAUGGCACCAACUUUGGAUUCAUUGUAUCUCUUAACUUUGUAUGCAUGUUUUAUUUUUCUUAA
Molecule: messenger RNA, 3255 nt
Organism: Daucus carota subsp. sativus
Lineage: Eukaryota; Viridiplantae; Streptophyta; Magnoliopsida; Apiales; Apiaceae
Product: ubiquitin carboxyl-terminal hydrolase 8
Exons: 13
Coding region: 214-2832 (872 amino acids)
Biological process (GO): protein deubiquitination
Molecular function (GO): cysteine-type deubiquitinase activity
Source: RefSeq, a predicted model, not a curated record